This is a messenger RNA of Perca flavescens (yellow perch), 1199 nucleotides long. Its product is annotated as elongin-B. The coding region runs from base 112 to 471 and encodes 119 amino acids. Gene Ontology annotation, molecular function: protein binding. Gene Ontology annotation, biological process: transcription elongation by RNA polymerase II. Gene Ontology annotation, cellular component: VCB complex; elongin complex. Lineage: Eukaryota; Metazoa; Chordata; Actinopteri; Perciformes; Percidae. The transcript has 4 exons. The record is from RefSeq and is a predicted model, not a curated record.
GUGAAUACAGAAUGCUUAUCUGGAUUGCGCAAUAUCCGCAAGCGGUGCAGUCUGGGGUUCUGCUGCACAACAGAGGGCUGGCGCAACUGGCUAGCUAGCUGAUCACUUGAAAUGGACGUGUUCUUAAUGAUCCGGCGUCACAAGACCACAAUCUUCACAGAUGCCAAGGAGUCUACCACUGUGUAUGAGCUGAAGCGUAUUGUUGAAGGAAUCCUUAAGAGAGCACCUGAAGACCAGAGGCUGUACAAAGAUGACCAGUCGCUAGAGGACAGCAAAACUCUUGGUGACUGUGGAUUUACCAACCAGACUGCCAGACCUCAAGCCCCAGCUACAAUUGGUCUGGCCUUCCGCAUUAAUGAUGACAUGUUCGAACAGCUGCACAUCGAGGCCUUCUCCAGCCCCCCAGAACUCCCUGAUGUGAUGAAGCCUCAGGACUCCGGUAGCACUGCCAAUGAACAGGCUGUGCAGUGAUAACAUGGAGAGGAAACGAGCAAUGGAGGAAAGGAUGGAAGUGUGUGUGUGUGUGUGUGGAUUAACUGCAGUGGAGAAGUAGCGGGUUGGAGAAUAUGUAAUAUAAUUUGUUGGAUGGGGACAUUAUAGGUAACCAAGCCUAUCCAUGUUACCUUCAUGCUAUCAUCCCAGCAAACUCUCCCCCCCUCUCCCCACCCCCCUCUCAAUUAGCUUCACUUUUUCUUUUUUUAUGAUUUCCACAUCACAUGCAGUUCUGCUCCUUGACUUUGCUCUUAAGCACCAACUGGCUCAAAUGUUUUGAGUGAGGAAGUUGGUUUGGAAAGUAUGAUUGUGUGUGUGAUUUAUUAUAAUUAUUAUCAUUAAUAUUUUGGAAAAGGUGAAAGUGUAGUUGUGUGUCAGUGUUCUAGAAGUAACAUGCAUAGGUAAGGAUGUCUGGUGUCCAAAUCGGCAAACUGCAUGAACAAAAUUCAAAACAAAGGCUUUAUUUUCACAAAAACAGAUAAAACUGACAACAGAAAUGGACAACAGAUGGAUUUUUGUUUUUGGUCAAAGAACAUUCUGUCUGUGGCAUACAGAAGAAAAGUUUCUGGCGUUAAAACCUAAGUUUUGAAAAUGCAUACAUCACCACAUGUCACCAACGUCAAUGUGGCACCUUCCCCUAAUCACACAAACAUAGCCUGUAACUGUGAGCUUGCAUAAUUAAAAGUUUUUCCUGUUUUUGUUUUUUA